AAUUUUGGAGGAAAGGAAGACAGAGCAUGAAAAAGAUUAGUGUUCCCUGCACUGUAUCACGCUGCACUCGCAGCCGUGGGGAGAAACACAGUCUGUCCUGAAAACCUGGGCUCGCCUCGGGGGCUUUGGUGCGAGGAUUUAGCUGCCCGCUGGACAACUGGGCACAUUCGCAGUCAGAGGACCCCCGUUGCUAAAAUCCAGCCCUGCAGCCCCAGGGGUUGAACAAACCCUCUUCCAGCGACUGCUGAAGGGGGAGGCGAUAAGGAAACCCCUGCAGACUCCUCACUUUGGAUGUCCAGCUCCCUUUGGGGUGCCCAGCCCGGCUGCCCCCGCCCCUGCCGGUGGGUACCAGCACUGAUUUUACCCAUCCCGAGCCCCUCAGCCGGGCGGUUCCCGAGGGCCGCGGUGUCGGGAUGCCCUCCCCGGGGCGCGAUGCGCGGGAGCCGCGCCCCGGAGCCCCCCGGGCCCCCCCGCUCCGCCGGCGCACGGAGAGCGCCGGAGCCGCCCCGCCGGAGCCGCCCCGAGCGCCCGCGGGCUCCCGCAGACCCGCAGGAGGUGAAGGGCGCUCGGCUCCCCCGCUUCUCCCCGUGCGCCCCGGCGGGACCCCCGCACGCUCCCCAUGCACCCCCUUUCCCGAGCAGCUCCCGUGCGCUCUCUGGGCACCCCUUUUCCCGUUCUCGCCCUUCCCGUGCUUCCCCGCUGCAGUCUCCUUGCACCCUCUUUGCCCGUGCACCCCCUCUGUGCUCCCCAGCGUGCUCUCUGCGCGCCCCCUUUCCCGUGCAAUCCCUGCUGACCUCUCCGUGCAAUCCCCUUUCCUUUGCAUCCCUGCUGCACUCCCCACUGCACCUCUUUUCCUGUCCACCCCUUUCCUGUGCGUCCGUGGUGCUCUCCUCACUGCCCUUUCCCUGCGCUCCCUUUCCCUUUCCCUCCCCUCUGAGCUCCCCAGCGUGCUCUCCCUGCUCUCCCUUUCCGUGCAAUCCCUGGUACACCCCACGCUGAUCUCUCUGUGCCCCCCCUCACCCUGUGUGAACCCCCCGUGCCUUCCCCACGCACGCUCCCCCCUCUGGCCGCUGUCGGUGCCCUCCCGGCCAUGAACGGCUCUCUGGCGGGCUCCUGGCAGCCCGAGUCCGUCAUCAUCCCACUCGUGUACCUCAUCAUCUUCCUCGUGGGCACGGUGGGCAACAGCCUGGUCCUGGCCGUGCUGCUGCGCAACGGGCAGGUGAAGAACACGACCAACCUCUUCAUCCUCAACCUGGGGGUGGCCGAUCUCUGCUUCAUCCUCUUCUGCGUCCCCUUCCAAGCCACCAUCUACACCCUGGAGGGAUGGGUGUUCGGGCCCUUCAUGUGCAAGGCCGUGCACUUCUUCAUCUACCUCACCAUGUAUGCCAGCAGCUUCACCCUGGCCACCGUCUCCCUUGACAGGUAUUUGGCCAUACGAUACCCCCUGCACUCCAGGGAGCUGAGGACACCCAGGAACGCCCUCCUGGCCAUUUGUCUCAUCUGGGGGCUCUCCUUCAUCUUCUCGGGCCCUUACCUCAGCUACUACCAGGAGUUCCAGCUGGCCAACCUGACUGUGUGCCACCCCAUCUGGGAGAUCUCCCAGCGCAAGGUCAUGGACAUCUGCACCUUCAUCUUCAGCUACCUCAUCCCUGUGCUCAUCCUGAGCCUCACCUACGUGCGGACCAUUCGCUACCUGUGGCAGUCCGUGGACCCUCUCCAAGACAUGUCAGAGUCCAAGAAGGCCAAGAGGAAGGUCACCAGGAUGAUCAUCAUUGUUGCCGUGCUGUUCUGCCUCUGCUGGCUGCCCCAUCACCUGGUCAUCCUCUGCAUGUGGUUCGGGUACUUCCCCCUGAACCGCUCCACGUACGCGCUGCGCAUCCUCUCGCACGUCGUCUCCUACGCCAACUCCUGCGUGAACCCCAUCGUCUACGCCCUGGUCUCCAAGCACUUCCGCAAGGGCUUCAAGAAGAUCUUCAGCUGCCUGCUGCACAAGAGGGCAGCACACAAGGUGCAGGUGGCGCGGGCUGCCAGCACGGCCAGCACGCUGGAGGCAGAGCUCAGCGAGGUGACCCAGCUGAGCGAAGCGCUGCCCGGCCGCUCCGCCGCGCGCUGCCGGGCGCCCGCGCAGCCCUGGGGACAGGCAGGGCUGCUGGGGCAGCAGCAGAGGGCAGAUGGCUCCUCUGUCACCUUCAACGUCACCUAGCAGAGCUCUUCCCACUCCAUGGCUUUGCAGUCUCCUGCAGCAUGGCAGGCCUGGGGCUGGGCUACGUUUUGGGUCCAGUUGAACCCUUUUCAUUCCAGUGCAUCCAGAUAUCAUAACCGUGAUGCUGCUGAUACAGACUCAGCCAAGAACCAACCAAGGACAGGAUUUGCUUCCACCAAGCACCUGCUGGGAGCAGAGAGAUCAAACCCAAAAAUCCACUGCCAUGUGUAAAUACCUGUUCCUCUGUCAUGGGUGAAUUUACUCCCUGUUGCAUCUACACCCAGAGCCUUUGAAAAGCUCUGGCCCCUCCAACCAGCACAGCAGCUGGAGUUAGUGGGUGCACUUUUAGGGACAUUUGGAAAGUCUUGGUUUGUUUGUGUCCUGGUUUAGGAGCUGCAUCCCAGGGCAGCACUGGGCACAAACCCAGCUCCAGCAGGAAAAUCCAGGAGUGAAGCACAGAAGGUCACCAAGAACCAAGGGGAGGGAGGUGGUUUGCCAGGGAAGGACAGCCAUGGACCCAUGGUAGGGGAAGGAUUUUAAUGCCUUUGGACAGCCUGGGGACAGCUCAGCAUCUCAAGCAGGUGAGGUGCUUGUGAGACAAGCAGGGCACUGACACUGCUUCCCUGGGGCGGGACAGCCGGGGCUGUGUGAGAGCCAGGGAAGCCUCAAUAA
Prinia subflava (tawny-flanked prinia) is the source of this 2875-nucleotide messenger RNA. It is a transcript of the gene GALR2, whose product is annotated as galanin receptor 2. The transcript has 2 exons. Bases 1091 to 2203 code for a protein of 370 amino acids. Gene Ontology annotation, molecular function: G protein-coupled receptor activity. The record is from RefSeq and is a predicted model, not a curated record. Gene Ontology annotation, biological process: G protein-coupled receptor signaling pathway. NCBI's taxonomy places the organism in Eukaryota, Metazoa, Chordata, Aves, Passeriformes, Cisticolidae. Gene Ontology annotation, cellular component: plasma membrane.